UAGUCGAAAGGGACAUAGUUAUCAUUUUUUGCUUUAAAAAAACAAUCCUCCCUUAUAAAAAUUAAGAUGGUAUUCAACAGAAAAACUUUUUUUUUUCUCCCGAUUUCAAAGAAGAAAAACCAAAACAUGAAUCUCUAUCUUGUUACACUUUUUCAGGCUUUGUAAAACUUAAUAAUACUGUACUCAACAAAAUCUUUUUUUUUCCAGUCCCAAAGAGGAAAUAAAAAAAUACCAAAACAUGAAUCUCUAAUCUAUAUCCAAAUAUCUACCUCAAUUUUAUAAAUAUACAGAGCUCACCAGAGCCACUAUUUAUUAUAUUUUCCUCAUUGUUUUUUUUUCUUUCUCCAGUAAAUCAUAUUUGGAUUCUUGGUGAAAAUAGGGUUAAAGAGAAAGUCCCGAAGUUUCAGCGUUACGUAGGAUUUUCAGCAACAUAUAAAAUCUGGAAUAUUUGUUCUCUCUCUCUUUGUUCCUGUCUCUAUCAUCUGAGCUUUUCAUAUUCAAAUUUUGAGGUACAUUUGUACAAAACAAAAACUUUUGAGAAGUCUCUGAAGUUUGGAUUAAUAUAAAGUUGUUGUUGAGCCAAAAAAAAAAAAAAAACGGUACGGAGAAGAACGAGGAGGGUGACAAGAGAAAAUGGUCGCAUUUGGGAAGAAGCUCAAGGAAAGAAGCAUUGAAGAAUGGCAAGAAUAUUACAUCAAUUACAAAUUGAUGAAGAAGAAAGUGAAGCAAUAUGGUCGACAAAUCGAAGUAGGAAGUCUAGAUCGUCGUCAUGUUCUUAAAGAUUUCUCAAGGAUGUUGGAUCAUCAGAUAGAGAAAAUCUCUCUUUUCAUGUUGGAGCAACAAGGUUUGCUUUCAAGUAGGUUGCAGAAGCUAAGGGAAUGUCAUGAUGCACUCCAAGAUGAGCCUGACAUAUCUCAGAUAUCUAAUCUAAGAGAGGCCUAUAGAUCAGUGGGACAAGAUCUUCUCAAGCUUCUUGUUUUCAUCGAUACGAAUGCUAUUGGUAUCCGUAAGAUACUGAAGAAGUUUGAUAAGAGAUUUGGCUAUAGAUUCACAAACUAUUAUGUCAAGACUCGUGCUGAUCAUCCUUACUCUCAACUCCAGCAAGUGUUCAAACAUGUGGGUCUUGGAGCUGUUGUUGGAGCCAUAUCUCGAAACCUUCACGAGCUUCAAAACAAUCAAGGAAGCUUCUUAUCAAUUUAUGAUCAGCCUGUUGUUCCUCUUCAGGAUCCUGUGGUGGAUUCAAUCAAGAAUGCAGUGGAUAGGCUAACACGUUCAACAAACUUCCUUAAUUUCAUGGCUCAACACGCUCUAAUCAUGCAAGACGAAGAUUUACUGAUUCAUGAAGAUCAAGCGGAUCAAGAAGAAGGGAGAUAUCACUUCAUGUCGCUCUUGUUAAACUUGGCAAACACGUUUCUCUAUAUGGUCAAUACAUAUAUCAUUGUUCCUACAGCAGAUGAUUACUCCAUGAGCCUUGGAGCAGCAGCAACGGUUUGUGGAGUUGUAAUUGGUGCAAUGGCUGUGGCUCAGCUCUUCUCUUCGGUUUACUUCAGCGCCUGGUCCAACAAGUCAUACUUCAAACCACUUAUUUUCAGCAGCAUUGUUCUUUUUGUUGGGAACCUAGUUUAUGCUUUGGCUUAUGACUUCAAUUCACUAGCUCUUCUCUUGAUUGGCCGGUUAUUCUGUGGAUUUGGUUCAGCAAGAGCAGUGAACCGGAGAUACAUAAGCGAUUGUGUGCCUUUGAAGAUUCGGAUGCAGGCUUCAGCCGGUUUUGUUAGUGCAAGUGCUUUAGGAAUGGCUUGUGGUCCUGCUCUUGCCGGUUUACUGCAAACCAAUUUCAAGAUCUACAAUCUUACCUUUAACCAGGAUACACUACCCGGUUGGGUUAUGGCUGUUGCUUGGCUUAUGUACUUGGUCUGGUUAGCUAUUUCUUUCGUGGAACCAGCACGUGAGCCUGAAGAGGUUCAUACUUCACAAGAAUCUAACUCCGCUGAUCAAGAUGGAAACAUGGAGAAGGGGCUUACAAAACAGCUUUUACUUGCACAAGACGAAACAGAACAUGAUGAUGAAGAUGACUGCGAUGGAAGUGAAGAGUCUGCUGAAGAUUCACGUAAACCUGCUAACUCCUUUGUAGCUGCAUACAAGCUACUCACUCCUUCAGUGAAGGUUCAGUUGUUGAUAUACUUCAUGCUCAAGUAUGCAAUGGAGAUUCUUUUAUCAGAAUCAAGUGUGGUUACCACAUACUACUUUGGUUGGUCCAUGAGUUCUGUUUCAAUCUUCUUGUUCUGUCUUGGUCUAACUGUUUUACCGGUUAACCUCGUUGUUGGAAGCUAUAUCAGCAACAUGUUUGAAGAUCGGCAAAUUCUGUUGGCGUCAGAGAUUAUGGUCUGUGUUGGAAUACUUCUCAGCUUCCAUGUAGUAGUCCCUUACACCGUGCCUCAAUACGUUAUCUCUGGGUUCAUCAUGUUUGUUUCUGCUGAAGUUCUUGAAGGUGUGAACUUAUCGUUACUAUCGAGAGUAAUGUCAUCGAGGCUGUCACGUGGGACGUACAAUGGAGGUUUAUUGUCGACGGAGGCUGGAACGAUCGCACGUGUGAUUGCUGAUGCAACUAUCACCGUUGCUGGGUUCUUGGGGCAGAGUAUGCUUUUGAAUGUUACUCUGCUUCCUUCUUUUAUUAUAUGUGUUGGGUCUAUUGUAGCUACUUGUUUUACUUUCAACUCCCUGUAUUAGUGUUUCUUUCUUUCACAACUCUUUUCUGCAUAGAACUCCAGAUUUCUGAGCUUUGUAGCAGCAUUGCAAGGACGGUUUGUAGUAUUGUGGUUAUGGACAUGCUUAUCUUUGUGUACUUUAGUGUUUGGUCAUAUAGAUUGUACUUCAGACCGUUCGUAUUUACUUAUCUAGUAACAUUUCUUU
Brassica napus (rape) is the source of this 2910-nucleotide messenger RNA. Its product is annotated as SPX domain-containing membrane protein At4g11810. The transcript has 12 exons. Gene Ontology annotation, molecular function: transmembrane transporter activity. The record is from RefSeq and is a predicted model, not a curated record. Gene Ontology annotation, cellular component: plant-type vacuole membrane. NCBI's taxonomy places the organism in Eukaryota, Viridiplantae, Streptophyta, Magnoliopsida, Brassicales, Brassicaceae. Gene Ontology annotation, biological process: transmembrane phosphate ion transport from cytosol to vacuole. Bases 634 to 2727 code for a protein of 697 amino acids.